This is a messenger RNA of Emericellopsis atlantica, 894 nucleotides long. RefSeq lists its product as uncharacterized. The coding region runs from base 1 to 894 and encodes 297 amino acids. The transcript has 4 exons. The record is from RefSeq and is a predicted model, not a curated record. Lineage: Eukaryota; Fungi; Ascomycota; Sordariomycetes; Hypocreales; Bionectriaceae.
AUGGCCUCUUCGAACUCUACAGGCGCUACGGCACUGGCCGCAUCCUCUCUCUUCAAUGUCAAGGGGCUUGUUGCUGUUGUCACGGGCGGCGGUACCGGAAUCGGGCUGCUGAUGACAAAAGCUCUGGUUGCCAAUGGGGCGACCGUGUACAUUCUGGGACGACGACUCGAGGUCUUGGAGCAAGCCGCCAGAAGCAUCCAGGAAGAAGUCGGUCCCAACCACGGCGUCGUGCGGCCUCUGGUGUGCGAUGUGACCUCCAAGCCCAGCCUGAAGGAGGCCGCAGAAGCUGUUUCCAAAGAUCUUGGGUACAUCAAUCUUCUCAUCUGCAAUGCAGGCAUUGGCGGGCCGCAAAAGCCGCGACCCUUGUCCGAGUCCCAGAUGUCACUCAAAGAGUUCACAGCUGACAACUGGGACGUGCCGAUGGAAGACUACACCCGCACUUUUGAGACCAAUACGAUAGCGGUGUGGUUCACAGCAAUGGCGUUUUUGGAAUUGCUAGACGCUGGAAACGUCAAGGGCAACGUCUGGCAGAAAUCGCAAGUCGUAGCCACUACGUCCAUUGCAGGUUUCAACAAGGUCAACACGGCUGGAUUUGCCUACAGCCAGUCCAAGGCAGCAUGUACGCACUUGAUGAAAAAUCUUGCUGUAUCUUUGCCCAGGUGGAACAUCAGAGCCAACAUGAUUUGCCCAGGGCUGUAUCCUAGCGACAUAUCUGGACCUAUAAUCGACCGAGGAGGAAUCGGCCGUGACAUGGUGCCGUUGGAAAGGGCGGGCGAUGAGCAGGACAUGGGCGGUGCGGUGUUGUACCUCGCCUCGAGAGCCGGCGCCUACUGCAACGGAUCUGUGAUCAUGACGGACGGAGGGCGGCUUGGGAACUUUGCAUCCACUUUCUAA